Prorocentrum cordatum is the source of this 1332-nucleotide messenger RNA. The record is from the annotation of a GenBank genome assembly. NCBI's taxonomy places the organism in Eukaryota, Dinophyceae, Prorocentrales, Prorocentraceae.
AUGCAGGCCCAGAUCCGGCGGAUCGACCAGAUGGACCCCGACUCGCGGCUGUGGGAGAGCCGCCACCAGCUCGAGGAGGAGGUCCGGGCGAAAUUCUCGGAGUUCGAGAGCACCACAAUGCAGAUCGACGCCCGGGUCCGCACGGAGAAGACCGCGACGGAGGACACGCUCAAGAAGUACAACAGGCGGCUGCAGAGGCUAGAGACUCUGGAGGACUCUGUGCACAGCCUGACCUCCUCCAACGAGGAAGACACGCGCCAGUCCCUGGAGCACCUCUACGGCAGGCUGGUGGACAUGCAGCAGCAGCAGCAGGAGACCUUGCGCUGUGCGCGUACCCUUCGCCGUCCCAGGACGCGCAGGCGUCGCUCCAGCAGGGCGUCGACAUGGCCAUGUUCGAGGCCAUGGAGAGCAGGGUCACCGAGAGUUUCAACAAGCGCAUGGACAAGAUCCAGGAGGAAUUCAUGGAUGUCGCCUCGCGCCUCGAGACGCAGGAGGAGCGGUGCAAGAUCCUCCGCACGCAGAUGGACUCGAGGGAGGAGCAGCUAUCAGAGGCUGAAGGACCGGGUGGAGCGUGCAGACUGGGAGGGACGCCUCAAAGAGGUGUCCGCGCAGGUGAAGGAGAUGGACCAGUACAAGGUAUUCUUCGCAGAGCAGCAUGCCACCAUGGAUCGCCUGCAGAAGAAGAUGGACUUUCACGAGCAGUCCAUGGAGGAUCUGCAGAGAGCCUUGAAGGACAGACCGCCAGGCGCCGCCGACGCCGCUGCGCGGAGAGCCCGGCACGGCGUCGGAGUGGCAUCACGCGCUGGCGAUGCCGGGCGUCAACGGCGCGGCGCAGGCGGUGGCGGACGAGCUCCAGAGCUGCAGCGCCCGGUGCAGCUCGGCGGAGGAGAGACUGGACGAGCUGGUCUGCGAGGUCCAGGCCAUCCGGGGAGAUCUGGAGCUGGCUCCGAAGGUGACGCUGCUGGUGGACCAGCUGAAGGAGGCGGGCGGCGAAGCUGCGCGGCCGCAGGAGAAGGUCCUGCGGGAGCUCCACGAGAAGGUCGGGCGCGUGGAGGUGCGCAUGGGCCUGUCGAGCGGCAGGGGCGGGGCCGCGGAGGCCCCGCCGGCGGCCGCCGCCGCCGCGCCGCGGGCGCGGGCGGCGGCGCCGAGACGCCGCGGAGCUCGCGCGCGGUGGUCCGCGAGGUGCACCAGUUGCUCGAGUCGCUGGACUUGGAGGCGACGUUGAAAAGCAUUGGAUCCCGCGUGACGAAGGUGGAGGCCGCCACCGAGCGGCUGAAGGUGGAGAUCGAGGGGCCAGGACGGGUCGACGCGCCGAGCGUGCACGACGACUAG